Molecule: messenger RNA, 928 nt
Organism: Lactuca sativa (garden lettuce)
Lineage: Eukaryota; Viridiplantae; Streptophyta; Magnoliopsida; Asterales; Asteraceae
Product: protein TIFY 10A
Biological process (GO): response to wounding; regulation of jasmonic acid mediated signaling pathway; regulation of defense response
Cellular component (GO): nucleus
Source: RefSeq, a predicted model, not a curated record
CGGAGCACCAUUUAUCUGUACCCUCGUUUCUUAUAUAAAAACCAAAACCCUACUUUUCUUCUCAAUCUCAAUCCAAUCUUAACCAUGUCACCGGCUAAACAAUACACCUCCACCACCGCCGCCACCAAGCCUCCGAUGAAGAAGACCAGUUUUGCACAGACUUGCAACCAAUUGAGCGUGUUUCUCAAAGAGAGAGGCAGUCUCAAAGAUCUUCAUCGUGGAAUCAAUCCGAAAUUUGAUGAUACAGAGAAAUCUCCGGCAGCGAUGACGACUGUUGAUUUAUUAAGCAAUAUGGAAAAUCAAGGUCAAAAUACUGCACAAGCACAAGCCGAGAAAUCAAUGAAUCUUCUUCCUCGUAAUGAUACCUUAGAUUACUUCGCUACACUAGAAGAUUCGACAAACAAAGUUGUUUCCAGUAAAUCGGAAUCGAAAACUGCACAAAUGACCAUAUUUUACAAUGGAAAAGUGAUCGUGUUUGAUGAUAUACCGGCAGAUAGAGCGAGAGAGGUGAUGUUAGCAGCCGGAAGUUUUCCUCCGUCGAACGGUAAAGUCGACACCGGAGUUGAAUUGGCCUCAACUUCAAAUCAAUUUUCUGAUGUGCGCGGAUCAAAUCAACCGAUUCACGUGCAAUUUCAAGCCAACGGUUUGGAUUUGCCGAUUGCUAGAAGAGCGUCACUCCAUAAGUUUUUGGCAAAGAGAAAGGAAAGAGCCGCCGUAAGAUCGCCCUACCAAUUACACAAUCCGCCACCAGCCGCCGGAGCUUCCAAGAACGAACAUAAGUUUGAGUUUGACCUCAAUUUAUAGCCAUCCAUUACGGAUCUUAGUUUUGGAAGGAAAACACCAUUUCCGCCAACAAGAAAAUUUAAUGUAGCCAUAAAUAAUUUUAUGAUCAUAAAUUUUUUACUAUAUGAUUAUUCACUUUCACUUA